AUGGCUCCAAUAGGAGGCAUCUUGGCUCCUAUAGCCGUCAGGAGCUUCAAGGUUGCUUUCAAGAAAGCCUCAACCCUUCUCAAAGCGCGCCUCCCAGAGGUAGCGAGACAACUCCAACGUGGAAUUCAACGUGAAGUCCAACCAAUACUCGUACGAACAUCCCCACGUCAACCUAUUCAUCGGAUAGCCGCUCUCCGCCAAAGCAAGGGAAAAUGGUACACCACCCACAGCACUAUCAACGCCGGCAUCCGUCGGUUCAUGGCGACAGGAGCACAGCAUGGUCAAAAGUUUAAUCGAGCUUCAUUCCCAUCCUCUGCCACUUCUAGAGCUGUUGGUCAACUUACCGCUCGAGCUCCCUUUGCCUCGACCCUACGUCCGAAUCUCACUGGUGGUUCCCUCCCGCGAACCGCAGGAGGUUAUGGCCUGAGUGGAGGACGUGCCAGCGCUCGUCAUUUCUCUCACACGCCUGCUGCUCCGGCGCAGGUUGUCAAUAAUGUAUCACAAGCAGUGCGAGCUUUUUUCCUGACCGGCCAGAAAGCCCAAUUUGACGGGAUGACGCCCGCAGGAGAGAAGAGAUACCGCGCGGUCACUGAUUUUCAAGAAGAAACCACACGCAAGAUGCGGUCAUUUUCAAAGAACGCACCUGGCUCUUAUAUCGACUUUCACGUCAACCCAACUGUUACUGCCCUCACCCCUCUCGGUGCCGCUUUCCCCUUCGGCUCAGCUCUGGAAACCUCAGUACCUAGCCUCAACACCGAGGGCUUCUUGGACGUUCUUUCGGUCGACUUCUCGCGUGCUCUGAAGGACCUCGCCGCUACAAUGAACGACUUGAAACGUCUCGCUUCACUGGGCGAUCUUCCCAUAACCCUAGAACAAAAAUCCAUUCUCAGAGUCAGGUUUCCGGGUUGUCAUGCCGAGAGCGUAGAAGCACUCUGUAAUGAGAUCGGGGUUCAACGAGGAAUCAUAUAUCAAGAUGAAACAUUUAGCCAGAGCUGUGGAGGUGAAGUUGCCUUGAUGUUUCCGUUUGCACCUACGUCGGAGCAUACCCUAUCUUCACCAGGAGGCUCUUUGCGGUCACAAACAGGGCAUGAUUUUGAAGAGUUCAUGGAAGAUAUUGAUAAUUCAUGGCUGGAGGGAUACGAAAGCAUGGAGGAUUCAUCCGAGCAUGAAUCGGCGUACUUCACUAAGCCAAGUAAGCAGCAGAACUCGUCCAGCUAUGAGGGCCUGGAGGGCAUUUAUCGAUUUAUCGAAGAGUGUGAUAAUGCACGGAGAAUAUGA
Lachnellula hyalina is the source of this 1278-nucleotide messenger RNA. RefSeq lists its product as uncharacterized. The coding region runs from base 1 to 1278 and encodes 425 amino acids. Gene Ontology annotation, biological process: proteasome assembly. Lineage: Eukaryota; Fungi; Ascomycota; Leotiomycetes; Helotiales; Lachnaceae. Gene Ontology annotation, molecular function: proteasome binding. The record is from RefSeq and is a predicted model, not a curated record. The transcript is spliced from 2 exons.